Messenger RNA from Nothobranchius furzeri (turquoise killifish), 7175 nucleotides. Its product is annotated as protein mono-ADP-ribosyltransferase PARP14. Lineage: Eukaryota; Metazoa; Chordata; Actinopteri; Cyprinodontiformes; Nothobranchiidae. Gene Ontology annotation, biological process: protein poly-ADP-ribosylation; negative regulation of gene expression. Gene Ontology annotation, cellular component: cytoplasm; nucleus. Gene Ontology annotation, molecular function: NAD+ poly-ADP-ribosyltransferase activity; transcription corepressor activity; NAD+-protein mono-ADP-ribosyltransferase activity. The record is from RefSeq and is a predicted model, not a curated record.
CCUAGUUGGAUUCUUUCAUACUGUUAGAAGACCAGACGGCUGCAGCUUUUAACAACUUUUUGAGUUUAGUACAAAUGUUUCGUAUUCAUACCAGUUGUCUUCUUCACCAACUUUUCUUGAAGCAGUCUUCAAAAACUUGCAAAAACCUACUCAAAUGUGUCAAACUCUUUCUAUCCAUGUAAUAAAGGUAGACCUCUCCUUUGUUUAUAACUCAGCUUUAUCACUAACCAUGGAUUUGAUAAAACUGGUCAUUCAAUCCAAUCGAUAAGAUUUUUUCAACAAUGAGGACGGAGCAGGGGGCUCCCACAUGUCGACAGGGGACGCACUCGGUGGGAUAUAUUUUGGAUUCCUGGAAGGAGUGGAAGAUCAUAUGCCUCUCCCAGCUGUCCAUUGAGGACAUCGAAGAUGUGUGGAUAUUUGGUCUGUUGAUCACUGGAUUUCUCCUGAUUGGAGUGGGAGGAUAUUUGAUUGGAGGGCGACCCGCACCCACGGAAAGCACCGUCUGUGUGGAGACUUCUCAGACUGGGUCGUUACUCGAAGUGAAUCGUAAGCUGGACAAUGUUCUAGCUGUGAUACCGGUAUUAGUGCACAAAAUGGAUGUCAUCUCGGAGAGAGUCACCGGACGGUAUGGCGAAGUUUAAAACCCAAAAUUGGCUUCACUGAAGGACUGGAAAUGAUCAGUUUAAAGACUGAAGGCAGAGAGGAAAAUUAUCUCAGCCUGACCCAAACAAAUUCUUGUUAUCUGAAUCUGACGCCCUGGUAGCCUUGAGCUGCAAGCAACUAAAACCCCCACGAAGGAAUGCAGACAGAUGCUGUGAAAACCCGACCCCCCCCCCCCCUCCUUUGGAUUGGUGGACUUCAGCCUGGCGAGGUCAUCAGCUGGAGGAGUCAAUGUGCUCUUCGCUUCUCCCAAGAUCUCCCUCCCACCUGUGACUGUACAGUAGAUGAGUGCCUUAGAUGGCUGCUCUCGCUGGGGGAAACAGGAUCCCAGCCCCCCUGCCUUCAUAUUGGAGUCUCAUGUUGUGACUGUUGAUGUUUGUGCUUAUAUGUUUGAGGUGGUUUUUUUUUACAUAGCAAAGCGACACCCUGUCGGGAGUAACUCUGGAAUGCCUUUUUUCCCUCCCCAAUUUAUCCUCAUGUAAUCCCCUUUUCAUCUAAAUGAAAUGAGCGCCGUUCAUGGCUGCUCUCGUGGUCUGCCUGUAUCUAUUUUGUCUACAUGUGUGUGUGUGUGUGUAACCUUGGUCAGGCUGUACUGCAGAGUCAAAUUCCUAUGCUUCGGGUCGCUGGAGCACUGGCAAUAAAGCUUUCUGAUUCAGAUUCUGAUUCUAUUGAUAUCACACUGUGACUCAUGCCGUCAGCUGAAAGAGAAAAAUGAAUAUUACAGGGAGUGUCUGCAUGCAAGCUCUACCAGGGUGUGGUCUUUAAUUUGAAUGGGCAGGUGUUGACUUGUACUUUAAAUUGUAUUCACCUGCUUCUUCCUCCUUCCAGUUUAUGACUUCAGAAAGCGCAUAUCUUGCAUGUUGUUGCACUACAAUCAGGUUAAACAGUUUUAAGUAGUACUUAGCGGUAAUCUUAAAUCUUUUAUGUCAGGAUUUUAAGCUGGUUUAUUUGCACUCUUUGAAAUUUAGUGUGGUUCUUCUCAUCUUCCUGUUAUCCUCUGAUCUCUGCUCAGCUUCUCCCCCGUGGUCUGAAUCUGUUACCAUCUCAGCCGUUCCUCAGUAUUCACCUUUAUUAGCCAUAUCUAUUAAUUUUCUUGGCUCAAAGUCACUUCCUCUCAUUUGCCAAACCCAUCUCUUCCUGAAACAUGUAGUGAAUAAGUCUUUUGUUCCUGUCAUACAUGCCCUUUUCCUGGUCAAGUUAUGGGUCAUUUAAUUAAACCCUGUUUGAAAUUAUUACCAGCCUGCUGCUGUGUUCUACUUCAUUGCUGGGUCCUGCCUACCCUGGCUAUCAUUACUGUUAGAAGUUAGAACACGUUUGUGUUGGGGGCUAAAAAUGUUAAAAUAUUAAAAUGUAAUGAAUGUUUGAAUGUGUUGAUGGCUGUAAAUGUUGUGGUGGUGCUCAAUUUAAAUAAAAUAUGUGGAGCUGAUGUGUUGUGAGCAUGAGAUACUUCUGGAUAUAUUGCAACCUAUGCAACAUAGUUAAACAAACAGGGUAAAAUACCAUAAAAAUGAUCAAGUCUUUAAACUGGUGUGUUAUACCUUUUAAAACAACGAUUUAAAAGGUAGCUGGGCACAAAAACAAGUUGGGAGUCUUGAAACAAAUGUAGGCGUGUCUAUUGGUGCAUGAGUAAUGAGGAGGCGGAACAUAAAUGAAAAUGAAACUUACUCAUCAGAGCACAUCUCAGAAAAGAGACACACACAGAGGAGCAGAGCCUAAAAUGAAUGCAUACCAGUAUCCGUUAUUCUUUGAGGCAAGAGAUCUGACAGACAGGGAGAAGAGGAAGAUCUGGAGACACUUUCAAAGAAGAAGAGACUCUGGAGGAGGCGAAUGUUCAGUGAUCGAAAAGGUUGAAGACGAUGUCUACAAAGUCAGUUUUCAGGAAAGCCAAGACCAGCAGAGAGUUUUGCAGAGGAAGACUCAUACCAUUUCUCUUCCUGGUGGAGUACUACGGCUAACCAUGAGAGAAACCAGUUUGUCCCAGGGUCAGCCACUGGCAGGCCAACAUGAAGCCGUCACUGACCCAAACGCAAGAUGUCUUGAAAAAAAAUUCAAACCAGAAGUUUUUCUUCUGUACUACUUGAGAGACAACCCAAAGGCCUUUAAAAUAUUUCAGAAGCAACUGUCUUCAGUCGGCUGCACUUUGGAGUUAAACUGUAAGCAAGAGGAGGCAGUGGUUCAAUGUGAUGUUGAGAAGGGGGCAGCAAGAGCUUUUACCGACAUAGCAGACAAAUGGGAGCUUCAUGUGGAUCGGAUCUUCUUCCGUCUUACUGCGAACUACCUCUGCCAUUAUGUUCGUGAACCCAUACUAAUCGAAAAACUUCGGCUGGAUCGUUCUUUUGUGUCUGAUGACAUCAAAGUGUACAAAGAGAGUGAUUAUGCUGUGGUGGUGGUAGGAGAGACUGAAGCUGUAAAGGAGAAGAUUGCAAUUCUGGAAAAAUUCCUGCCGAUCCAGAAGGAACUGCCAGUUGUGGAACGGAAGUUCAAACUGGUUGAAGAUGAGUUCAAACAAGAGAUGAGUACUCGUUAUCCAGAUGUUAAAGUCAGUAGAGGUACUUCUAACAGCAUCAUCUUAGAGGGGCCUGAUGAGGGCGUACAAUCAGGAGCUGCUAAACUUGACGAACUGAUAAAAAAGAUAAAAGAAAAGAAAGUUCGGCUUAAUACAGAAAUAUUAAUCUUUAUAACGACCAGUGGCUUUGCCUCCAAAUAUCAAGAUCUGUUUCUGCAGAAUCUGAGGUGUCCUGUUUCUCUGGACAUAGGAUCAGAACUGCUACUGUCCAGUUUGUUCUCUGAUGUUCUGUAUGAAGCUGAGGAAACUGUGCUGAGAGACCUGAGUGAGGCCAGCAUACAGCUUCAUGGUGCUGCAGCUGUGCCUCCAGACCUGACCAGAGUGAAGGAAAUGCUCCAGAAAGCAAAGAAUGAAGCAAACCGUGGAGAGUUCAGAGUGGAUGUUCGCUUCAUCUCUUCAUCCAGUGGAACUCCAACAACCCAAGUACAGCUGGUGGGCUACACUGAACAAGUCAACAAGCUCAAAGACCUUCUUCAUGAUUACCAGACUAAUCAGAUUUUGACUCAAGAAUUAAUAAACCUGCAGUUUCCUGAAAUGGUGGACUACUUUGACAAAAUCUUAAAGAUGGUCGGCAUGAAACAGACCAAAGUGAUUCUGAAAGUCUCCCAUUUUCCAAAUCCGUUUGUGCUCUUGUCUGGUCCUCUUCAUCUGGUUAAGGAGACCCAACAGGCACUUUCAUCUGCUCUGGCCAGUCUGACAUUAGACACCUUGGUUCUGGAUGGACCAGGGGCUCAGCGCUACUUCCAGGGAGACGGUAAAGUGAGCAAGGAGCUGGUUGAAAGUUCCUUUCUUGUUCUAAUCUGGCAGCAAGAUGUUUACUCAAAAUUUGGGACAAUCAACCAAGGAAGCAUCAACAGGCCCAGCAGCUGCACACCCAGAAGUCACUUUAACGCUCUUGGAGAAAUGAAUAAAAUGAAUCUGGAGAUCAAGAUUUGCAGUUUAGAAGAUGAGCAGGUGAAUGUUUUGGUGGCUCCCAUGCUCAACCAGCAACUAGCUUCUACCAAUAUUGGCACCUGUUUGCUUCAAAAAGGAGGGAGCAUAAUCCAAUCAAAUUUUAACUCAAAGGCAGCAAUUUGUACCCUCGUUCCUGGUGACAUUCUUGAGGUUGAUGCCAGUUCAUCUCUGAGAUGUUCAAAGAUCUUCUUCAUAGAGUGCAUGCCUUGGGAUGGAUUCACAGAAGGAAGUGUGCAGGCCCUUGGUAAUGGACUGAGAAGGUGUCUGGACCUGUGUGUACAGCAAGGCUUUAGUUCAGUAGCCAUACCUAUUAUUGGACCUGGAGCUGUCUUCAACUACUCCCUGAGUAAAGCUGUUCAAGUGCUGACAGAAACCAUCUAUGAGUUUGGGUUGUCUUCAGGCUCUGGGUCUCUCAUCAGCAUCCACAUUGUCAUUAAACCAGGGCAUCCUGAUUCUGAAGAGUGCUACCAUGAGGUGUACAACUGUCUCCGCUUUUAUAUGAACAGGGUAGGCCAAGCCCUCUUUAGGCCCCUCACCACUGACCUGGAUGAUGCUGAUAUAAUUGUAGGAGGAAGGACUAAACUAAAGCUGGUUUUUGGUGACAUUGCCAAUGAGACUACAGAUGCUGUGGUAAAUACGACAGACUUCAAGAAUUUUUAUGCUGAAGGUGUGUGUAGAGAUAUCUUAAAUAAAGCUGGAAGAGAAGUGGAGGCAAAGCUAAAAGCAGCAAAGCUUAACCAAGGAGCCAUUUUAGAAUCCAAACCUGGAUUGUUUCCAUGUAAAGCUCUUCUGCAUGUGCGUGGAGAAAAUGAUGCAGGUGCUGUUGAGCAACUCGUGUGUGACAUUAUUAAAUGUUGUGAAGACAAUGGAUUUACGUCUGUAGCAAUGCCUGCUAUUCGUGCUGGAGCUGGAGGGAUGGACCCUGUUGUUGUAGCAGGUGCGAUCCUCAGAGGCAUUAAAGUUGGCACCUCAUCCACUAUUCUUCACAGACUUGCCACCAUCCGCCUUGUCCUGAGAAAUAUGGACCUCUUCUUGACUUUUAAACAUCAAGCAAUGCAGAUGUUUUCUCCUUUAACACAAGUGUCACAGCAACUGCCUCGGGUACAACAGUCACAAGUGUCUGGCAUCCUUAAUACCAGCAUUGCAGGUCAGCAGUCUGCCUUCCAGUUCCUCGGCCUAUCCAGAAAGAAUGUUGAUGAUGCCAUGGAAAGGUUCAGUGAACUUUAUGACACACAGUGCUCCAAUCACAACUUUAACAAAGAGGAUCUCAUGGAUUUAAUGACAGAAGAUGUGUUGGGUCUGCAGCAAUUGGUAGAAACUGAAGGUCUUUGUGUGCAACUGGACCCAUCUGGCAACCUAACAGUAAGUGGUUUAAAAGAUGGGGUCAGUAAGAUGGUUAUGCUCAUGCAUGACAUAUUCAUGAGAACCAAAGAGGAGAACAACUUGUACACACGGGUGGCAUGGUGCAUCAUGGGACAAAAUGGAAACUGGGAAAGGCUUCCCAAAACUUCAAACUACAAACUGGAAAAGCAGGAUAUAAAAGGAGGAAUACAGGAUGCACGGGGGGUCUUAUGGCAAGUGGAUCUGAAGGAGAGGAAGGGUACAUCGCAUGCACUUGGACAGAGUAUCCUGAAACGAGUUGAACAUCUGGAUGAUUUUACCUUCCCUCUUUACUGGGACAGUAUGGCUCCAGGUGAGGUCAUGAAGGUUGUAACCUUGCAACCACAUUCUCAAGAGUACCAAACAGUGGAGAGAGACUUCAAACAAACUGCUCACAAAAAAAUAAGAAAGAUUGAGCGUUUGCAGAACAUCCAUCUACGUCGUGCCUAUGAGGCUCAGAAGAAGCAGUUAUCUGAUAAAAACAAAAACCAAGGUGGGGAAGGAGAAAAGCUUCUGUACCAUGGAACAACAAGAGAAAGCUCUGAUUCAAUCAUGAAAACUGGGUUCAACAGACGGUUUGCUGGGCAAAAUGCAACAGCAUAUGGUAAAGGAACCUAUUUUGCUGUAAAAGCCAGCUACUCUGCCAGCACCACUUACUCCAGACCAGCGGCUGACGGUUUUCAGAGAAUGUUUUUGGCCAAAGUCCUGACUGGCAUGUUCACUCAGGGCCAACAUGGCAUGAAGGUUCCUCCACCACUGGACGACCGACAGCCCAGCAGUCGUUACGACAGUGUGGUGGAUAACAUCAGCAGUCCCGGGAUGUUUAUUGUCUUCCAUGAUGACCAGGCCUACCCAGACUACCUCAUUACAUUCAACUGAAAGGUUUGUUAAGUUUUAAAAGACGUUACCUUGAACAUAAAAAUACAUUAGGUUUUUGGAAAAUUCAUAUGAAAUGAAAAAAAAGAACCAUACUUGUGGAAAGCAUAAAAAUAAAACAAGACAUAUGCUAAAUGUGUUUUAAAGUGGAAGGUAAUAAUGUUUGUGUAAAUUACAAAUUUAUUUUUGCCAAGUUUAGAAAGAUGUGAAUAAUGCUGAGUCAUCAAGACAUAACAUUUUUGUUAAACGAUUGAACUACCAGUUCUUUUCAUCGACACAAAAACAUUAAUAAAACAUCAUUUCUCUCACAUUUUCUUACAAAACAUAAGGACGAUUAUAAAAUACUAUGGUAGCUCCUCUUUUAUCUGCUUGAGAUAAAUAUUUGUUCCUAUACUUAAAUUUUUUAUAUCUUUAUCUUUAAUUCCGAUUAAAUUCUGUUGUAUUUUCUGUGUUUAUGAUGACUCUGAUUUUUAUACAUUUUCCCCCCACUAUGGCUUAAUUCUGACACAUUCAUUUUGUGCACAAUGUUUUGGGGCCAGAGGUCCUUCAUGUUUAAAACGUUUUGUCCAGUUUUUACCUAUAUUGAGCUAUGACUAUGCAAAAGGUGCUCUAUAAAUAAAUUUACUUUACUAACUGAAAUGGACAGUUUUGCUAACAUUUUGGUGUGCUGACUGUUAUACCUUGAUUGUAUGUUUUUUCUUUGUCUAAGCAACUCUGACUUUUGGUGGCAAUUUGAAAU